Molecule: messenger RNA, 2354 nt
Organism: Meleagris gallopavo (turkey)
Lineage: Eukaryota; Metazoa; Chordata; Aves; Galliformes; Phasianidae
Source: RefSeq, a predicted model, not a curated record
ACACUUCUGUGUGCUUUCUUUUCUCCUUGGUGCAGCAAUUGGAAGCAGUGGUUUCAGCCCAAGACAAACACACCAGUUCUCCCCACCACAGAUUUACCCUUCCAACAGACCAUACCCACAUAUUCUUCCCACCCCUUCUUCGCAAACGAUGGCUGCAUAUGGGCAGACGCAGUUUACAACAGGGAUGCAACAAGCUACAGCUUACGCCACCUACCCACAGCCUGGCCAGCCCUAUGGAAUCCCUUCAUAUGGUGCAUUGUGGGCAGGCAUCAAGACAGAAGGUGGAUUGUCACAGUCCCAAUCACCUGGACAGACAGGAUUUCUAAGCUACAGUGCCAGCUUUAGCACACCUCAACCUGGACAAGCUCCUUAUAGCUACCAGAUGCAAGGCAGCAGUUUCACAACAUCAUCAGGAAUAUAUGCAGGAAAUAAUUCGCUCACAAAUUCUACUGGAUUUAAUAGUUCACAGCAGGAAUAUCCCUCUUAUCCCAGCUUUGGCCAAGGCCAAUAUGCACAGUAUUAUAAUAGCUCACCAUAUCCCUCACAUUACAUGACAAACAGCAACGCAAGCCCAACGACACCCUCCACAAACGCAACAUACCAGCUUCAAGAACCACCAUCUGGCAUCACCAGUCAAGCAGUUACAGAUCCUGCAGCAGCAGAAUACAGUACAAUUCACAGUCCAUCAACACCCAUAAAAGAUUCAGAUUCAGAUAGAUUGCGUCGUAGUUCAGAUGGGAAAUCACGUGGACGUGGCAGAAGAAACAACAAUCCUUCACCACCACCUGAUUCUGACCUAGAGAGAGUAUUCAUUUGGGAUUUGGAUGAGACAAUCAUCAUUUUCCAUUCCUUGCUUACAGGGUCCUAUGCUAACAGAUAUGGAAGGGAUCCACCCACCUCAGUGUCUCUUGGACUUCGAAUGGAAGAGAUGAUUUUCAAUUUGGCAGACACGCAUCUAUUCUUUAAUGAUUUAGAAAUCAUUUCUUCAGAAAGAGAGAUGGCUCAUUUGCUUCACUAUAUGCAAACAUUUUUUGUAAUUGCUUCCAAACUGAUACAGAUAAUUUGAACAUUUAUAAAAUCUAAUAUUAAAGAUAUAUGACAAGUAUUUUAACACAUUGAAAAUAAAAUAUUGUUACUAAUGUAUAAUUUGAUCUAAGGACCAUCAAAAGCAAUGAUUUACUGAAUUAACAGUAAUUUUGUGGUGGUAUUAUAGAACCAUACAAGGCCAAACAUUAGAAAAUAAGUGCAGUAUUUCCAAAAUUUAUAUUUUGAAGUCUGCAUUUAGGCUCCAUAAUAAAAGUUCGAGUUUUCAGUAUUGAAAAUCAUUAUUUAAGCAUGUAAUAUUCUAUUCCAUAGUAGAAUUUUAAUUGUGCACAGGAGGGAAAAAAUACAUUGAUGUAGAGCUCUCAAGAGAACCAAAAUUAUCUCAUCAGGAAAGAAUGUCUGAUUUUUACAUGCUGAUUAUGUUGUGAUAGGGAUAAUAAGGUAUAAUAUUUUAAUGGCAUGUAUGGAGCAAUUACGCAUAUUAGGUAUUUUAGAAUGUAUGCUCAAGUGUUUUAGGGAAAUUAAGAAGCUGAUGAUAGGACUGAAAUGUGACAUCUACCUAUCACAUCUUUAAAGAUUGUAUACAUUUCUGUAUGUAUGCUGAUCCUCUUAAAAGAUUAGAUUUUUCAUUUCUUUGACAUAUUAAGUGCACAUUAUAGCUAGGUAUGCUGAAAAAUUGGUGGUUGUGACUGAUUAUGAAUGUCCUAUUUCAAAAAGUGAAUUCAGGUUUUGCAAACUUGAUUCUAAGAUGAUUCUAUCUCAUUAGAUCUGUAGAUUUAGAGAGUUAUAAUUCUAUUUAUUGAAUCUGGAAAUGUCAAUUUAUUCGUUCUACGAGCACUUGAAGCCUUAUUUUUUAAUCUUAUCUAAUGCUUCUUAUACGUAAGAUAAUUUUUUUAAGUGUUACAUUUUAUUAAAAUAAAGUCCAAUUAUUUGGAGAUUUUUGUCAGGAUUAUUUGUUCUUCUAUUGUAGGCUUUUUAUUACUGUUUGUUCAUUUCAGGUUUUGUGGGUGAACUCAAAAUAAGGUUUUAUAAGUUAUGAAACUAUUAAAAAAAUAUUUUGGUGCCCUAAGAAAUGAAUGCAUGUAUAAGGGCACAGUAAUGAUGGUUAGCAUCCUUUUUUUUUCAUCAGUGAAGAACACGUCCUGCACACUCCUGGCCUCACAAUUCACUUUUGUUUGUGAAGGCUCUGUAUGCAAAGUGAUGAUAUAUGCAUAACUGCCAUUUAUGAUGAGUGGCAGUAUGUUACAAGAUUCUAAGCAAUUUUAGUUGACGUAUUUUUCUUACUAAUAAAAGAGAAUGCUGUCAGGCAA